Botrytis porri is the source of this 753-nucleotide messenger RNA. RefSeq lists its product as uncharacterized. The record is from RefSeq and is a predicted model, not a curated record. The transcript has 2 exons. NCBI's taxonomy places the organism in Eukaryota, Fungi, Ascomycota, Leotiomycetes, Helotiales, Sclerotiniaceae. Bases 1 to 753 code for a protein of 250 amino acids.
AUGGACAUUCCACAGUUAGCCUUACCAACAUCUCUUGAUGAAGCUCGAAUCAAGACCCUCCCUUCAAAAGCUUCUUAUAUUCCUAAUUUUCUCACGGAGGAGGAAGAACAAAUAUUACUGCAGAAAAUUGCCACAGCCCCAAAACCACGAUGGAAGCAUUUAACUCAUCGUCGUCUUCAGACAUGGCCCUCUGAUUUGACCAAGAAUACUCUAUUGGAUGCUCCUCUGCCCAAAUGGCUAACAGAUCCCGUUGUCUCUCGACUCCUCUCCUUACCUAUCUCGCAUGAAACCGGAACACGUCAUAUUUUUAGUGAUAGCCCCCAUGAGCGUCCGAAUCAUGUCCUAAUCAAUGAAUAUCUGCCAAAGCAGGGAAUUAUGCCACAUAAAGAUGGAGCCGCCUAUCAUCCAGUCGUCUGCACUGUAAGCUUAGGCGCAAGCUUAUGCUUGAAUAUCUAUGGCAACAAAGAUGAUGGAACAAGAGAAGAGCAGCCAAGGUGGAGAAUUUUCCAGGAGCCAAGGAGUUUGUUGAUCACAACAGAUGAACUAUAUACAAAUUACUAUCAUGGAAUAUCCGAGACGGAAGCAGAAAUUGACCUAAAUACCACAACAGUCGCAAACUGGGAUCUUCUACGGUCUAAAGAUGAAAUUAUUGAUGGUAGAUACGAAAGAAAGGAGCGAACUAGCCUUACGUAUCGGGACGUACUCAAGGUAUCGAAACUAGGUUCAAAGUUAGGGAUAUUCGGCAAACGCUGA